CCCUCCUAUUUGUUCAUUCGCUAGGUUGGCUCACUGUGGCUGUAUUCCAAGCCUGACCCGUUCGCCAGAAUUCUCUCAUGCUUGCUCGUACCGUAGGCUUACUUCCUGGAUGGGAGUAUGGGAUAUUUCCCGCAGUGCUUUUGCUAAACUCACUAUCGUUUUAAGUGAUGCAUUGAGAUAUCGAUGACUGGACGAUUUAUUGGUCAAAAUUUGACACUUGGAUACUUUUGCUGUAAUUAAACUGACUCUUAGCGCAAGGAUCAAUGUCCUUCGAAAAUGUAGCUUAGAGUAAGCCUGGUGCAUGUGGCCGAGUCUGUCAGAAUUUUUCCUUUGGUGCAUAAGACUAUUUCUCGAUGCAAAUGCUUGUACAUUUUCCAUCAAGGCAUUCAGUAUCUGACGUUACAGUUUCGUUCACGCUGCAUUUGUUAACUUGAUUUCAAUUGUAAUCAAGUUUAUGUAAUUUUUGAACAUCAAACUUUGUCACCCUUUGCCUUGUUGCUCUCGAUGAGUAUUCAGACAUGCGGAGAAUACUGGAUUCGAGUUUCUGGUGGAUCGUGCCCUUAAUUUUUUCAACCUUGACGAAACCUACGGACAGUCACCCUGCUCCACAGGGUGGCCAGCCCGGGUCCGUGGGAGAGAAGGCUCAUGGGAGCCCUGGCAUGAGGAGGGAGAGGAGAGCUACAGCAGAUCACUACUGGGCAUAUUCAGGGAACCAUGGGCCAGGGCGCUGGGCCUUAACCUACCCAGAGUGUGGGGAGACUUACCAGUCACCUGUGGACAUUGUGGAUCGGGAGGCCCAGGUGUCACAGGAGUGCCAGGAACUGACACUGGAUGGUUUCUCUGAAGAGUCCUCCAACAGGACCUCCAUGAAGAACACUGGGAAGACAGUGGCCAUCAUGCUGAAGGAUGACUACUUUGUGAGGGGAGCGGGCCUGCCUGGGAGGUUUAAGGCAGAGAAGGUGGAGUUCCACUGGGGCCAGAACAACGGCUCUGAGGGCUCUGAACACAGCAUCAGUGGCAGGAGGUUCCCAGUGGAGAUGCAGAUCUACCUGUAUAACUCUGAUGAUUUUGAAAGCCUCAAUGCUGCCAUCAAGGAGAAACGCAUCAUAGCGGCCAUGGCAGUCUUCUUUGAGGUGGGGCGGAGAGACAAUCCAGCUGUGGACCCCAUCAUCCAGGGACUGAAGCGGGUCGUACACCAUGAGAAGGAGACAGUCCUCAGCUCGUUCAUCCUGAGGGACCUGCUGCCUUCCUCCCUGACCAGCUACUACCGCUACACAGGCUCUCUCACCACCCCUCCCUGCAGCAGGGUGGUGGAGUGGAUCAUCUUCUCCAGGCCUGUCUUCCUGUCCCAUUCACAGCUGGAGGCCUUCUACUCCAUCUUCACCACAGAACAGCUGGACCACGUCAAGUCCGUGGAGUACCUGAGGAACAACUACAGACCCCUGCAGCACCUGGACAACCGAAAUAUCUUCAAGUCCUCUGUGCAGGAUGCCUGGCAGAGGGACCUGACAGACGUCCUGGUGAAUCCCCACGCCACUGAGGCCACCAGAGUGUGCAGCAGCGCUCCUGUCAACAUGAAGAUCAAGCCCAUGAACCGGACAGCGCUGGUGGUGAGCUGGGAAAGGCCACGGACCAUCUACCACCCCCCUAUCCUCAGUUAUAUGGUCUCCUACAGCUGGACGAGGAGUGAGGAAGCGUCCGAGAAGACCUUCCACAAGACUGGAGAGCAGAGCAUGAAAGCAAUGGUGACCCACGUGUCUCCAGACAUCCUGUACCUGUUCAGAGUGCAAGCCGUGUGUCAGCAGGACCUGCGCAGCGACUUCAGCCAAACCCUGCUCUUCAGCGCAAACACCACCAGGAUAUUUGAAGGGUCACGAAUUGUCAAACCUGGAAUGCCCACCGUGUCUCCAGCCUCGUCUGCAGACAUGGCUCCCAUCAGCUCCGGCUCUUCCACCUGGACCUCCUCCGGCCUCCCCUUCUCCUUUGUCUCCAUGGCAACGGGCAUGGGCCCCUCCUCCAGUGGUAGCCAGGCGACAGUGGCUUCUGUGGUGACCAGCACUCUCCUGGCAGGGCUGGGCUUCAGUGGGGGGGUCAUCUCCUCCCUCCCUGGCUCCCUCUGGCCCACGCAAGCCCCAGCCACCAACAGCCGGGCCACCCGCCAACCCGCCCAGCCGGCUCCCUCCACCCCUGAACCAGCCGGCCCCAACGGCUCAGACACAGACACCCCCGCUGAGGAGCACGAGGUGAGUCGGCAGGACGAGGGAGAAGAGGGAGAGAAGGAGGAAGGAGAGGAAGAGGAGGGGGAGGAAGACAGGAAGAAGAAGAAUAAGAAUGCCUCCGAUGAGGUGACGGAGACACAGCUGAAUAGCACAGUGGCAAAAGAGUCGGCCAUCCCUAGUCCCACGUCCACAGCCAAAGAGAAAGAUGAAGGGAAAGACCCUGCGUCCCGGACGACUACAGCGCCCCCCAGUUCAGAGGAGGACCAGCUGGUCAACGUGGUGAAGAAUACUCAGGAGUUCAACAAUGACACAACAGAGAUGCAGAUUCCCCAAAGCCCCACCCGCUCUCCUAAAGGGAGCGACGAAGAGAAAAAACGCUGGCCUUUCUCUGUCCAACCUGACAGGACUGGCGUGUCCAAUAUGACCCGGAGCCCCCAUCCUGGGAUGGGCCGUGUGGAGUGGCUCGUGCCCCUGGUGGUGGUGUCUGCCCUCACCCUGCUCUGCCUCGUCAUGCUGCUGGCUGUCCUGGUCUACUGGAGGAGGUUUUUCCAGACCGCUCAUUUCUACGUGGAGGACUGUAGCUCUCCAAGAGUAGUCGCCAAUGAGAACAUACCUGUUAUCCCCAUUCCAGAUGACAUGGAUGCCGUCCCAGUGAGGCACUUCAUCAAACACAUCAUGGAGCUUUAUUCUAACAACCUCCAGGGCUUCGCUGAGGAGUUCGAGGAGGUUCAGCGCUGCACAGCAGACUUGAAGAUCACAGCCGAGCAUUCCAAUCACCUUGACAACAAGCACAAAAACAGAUACAUCAACAUUGUGGCCUAUGAUCACAGUCGUGUCAAAUUACGAGCCUUGCCUGGGAAAGACUCCAAACACAGUGACUACAUCAACGCCAACUAUGUGGAUGGCUACAACAAGCCCAAGGCCUACAUUGCGGCCCAGGGACCACUCAAGUCCACGUUUGAGGACUUCUGGAGGAUGGUGUGGGAGCAGAACUCUGGCAUCAUCGUCAUGAUCACCAACCUGGUGGAGAAGGGCAGGAGAAAGUGUGACCAAUACUGGCCUACAGAGAGCAGUGAGGAAUACGGCAACAUCGUAGUGACACUGAAGAGCACUAAAGUCCACGCCUGCUACACACUGCGCCGCUUCCUCAUACGGAACACCAAAGUUAAAAAGGGUCAGAAGGGGAACUCGAAAGGGAGGCUGAAUGAGCGCAUGGUGGUCCAGUACCACUACACUCAGUGGCCUGACAUGGGUGUCCCUGAGUACACCCUGCCUGUCCUCACCUUCAUCAGCCGCUCCUCUGCUUGUCAUACCCCAGACAUGGGCCCCGUCCUGGUGCACUGCAGUGCUGGCGUUGGUCGGACAGGGACGUACAUUGUCAUAGACAGCAUGCUGCAGCAGAUCAAGGACAAGAGCACCGUCAACAUCCUGGGGUUCCUCAAACACAUCCGCACACAACGCAACUACCUGGUGCAGACUGAGGAACAGUAUGUCUUCAUCCAUGACGCCCUGAUGGAGGCCAUACUGGGCAGGGAGACAGAGGUUCCCGCCUGGCAGCUCCAUGGUUACGUCAACAGCAUCCUCAUGCCCAGCUUGGGUGGACGCACCCACCUGGAGAAGCAGUUCAGGCUCCUGACCCAGUGCAACGCCAGGUUUGUGGAGUGCUUCAGCGCCCAGAAGGACUGCAACAAGGAGAAGAACCGCAACUCGUCUGUGGUGCCCUCUGAGCGAGCCCGGGUAGGAUUAGCCCCUCUCCCUGGCAUGAAAGGAACUGAUUACAUCAAUGCCUCAUACAUCAUGGGUUACUACAGGAGUAAUGAGUUCAUCAUUACCCAGCAUCCUUUGCCCCACACCACCACAGACUUCUGGAGGAUGAUCUGGGACCACAACGCCCAGAUCAUCAUCAUGCUGCCUGACAACCAGGGUCUGGCAGAGGAUGAGUUUGUGUACUGGCCUAGUCGAGAGGAGGCCAUGAACUGCAUAGCCUUCACCGUAACCCUCAUCAGUAAAGACAGACUGUGUCUCUCCAACGAGGAGCAGAUCAUCAUCCACGACUUCAUCCUGGAGGCCACACAGGAUGACUAUGUCCUGGAGGUGAGACAUUUCCAGUGCCCCAAGUGGCCAAAUCCAGACGCCCCCCUAAGCAGCACCUUUGAGCUCAUCAACGUCAUCAAGGAGGAGGCUAUGACUCGAGAUGGCCCCACCAUAGUGCAUGAUGAGUACGGGGCCGUGUCGGCGGGGACUCUGUGCGCCCUCACCACCCUGUCUCAGCAGCUGGAGAGCGAGGGGGCGGUGGACGUCUAUCAGGUGGCCAAGAUGAUCAACCUCAUGAGGCCUGGUGUCUUCACUGACCUGGAGCAGUACCAGUACCUUUACCAGGCCAUGCUGAGCCUGAUCAGCUCCAGAGACAGUGGCCUAAGCCCCAUGUACAUGGACACUAACGGACUGGUGAUCAUGGAUGAGUCUGACCCCACAGAGAGCAUGGAGUCGCUCGUCUGACAAAACACUCACCUCCACACGCACUUAAUUUGUACUAUUUCAAGAACUUUGGAAGACUUUCCUGAGGCCUUUUUCCGCCAGAAUCUUGGUUAAAUGAAUUAACCUUAUAACUUUUUUUACUGAUAAAAACGUUUUUGAUAUUUAUUUUUUGUCUUUGAUUUUGUUUUAAUGUUAUCCUGCUGAGCGGUUGCACCUGUUGUUUAAGUUGAUAUAAUGAGAAAGCAGCUGUGUCCGGUUUGCACUAUACUGUCAGUGUUACUGCCUAAAUCCACUUAGUGAUGAUUCACAGAGAGUAGCUGAACCGUGGCUCAACACUAAAUUGGACUGCAUCAAAGGAGAACUGACGUGUCAACUUACUCACACCUCACUCCAGCUGAUCCAGUUCCAAUGUCUUAACAUAGCCCAUCCCUCCAAACAUAUCCCAACUCAGCCUAGCAUGCAUCACAGAACGGUCAACUGGUCAAAAUGCCUGCUCAUCAACAGCCCACCAAAUGGAAUAAACAUUAAUGCCUGUAGAAAUAUGUUGUUACUUGCAUAUUAUAACUAUAUUACCCAAAUAUAUAAUUUCUUUUUUGUAAAACCCUUAUACUAUGUUUUGUUGAAGUGGUAUUACAUCUACUGUGAACAUUUAUUGCUUUAUAUGAAGAUUUAUUAUUGUUUUGUAUUGUAUAUGACUAUCUUGAUCACAGUAAAAAAAGGUUUUGUAUACUUCUGUAAUUUCGCAUUCUGUGGCUCCUGCUUGGAGUUUAUUUUGACUGAAUGAUUGACUGUAGCUACCUACAAGACUAUUGUUACCUCUGCUCUCAUUGUUUGUUUGAACAGGAUGUACUAACACAAUAGGUUACUCUGUCAAACAGGUUUGAUCUAGUUUGGCCUAUUUAUGUAUUUACUUCAUUUAAGCAGGGACACGCUUUAUUUGUAACCAAAGACAUGGUUAAAAAUGUGUCCAAAAAAGUGUCUAGAUACAUUUCAGUGAAAACAAUGUAUGCUUUCUUUACCUUGUCAGAUCUAGAUGCAGACUUUGUGAGCUUCAAGUGGGCUGAGAUCAUGUUUGUUCCCUCCCCUAGCAUACGAAUACACUCACCUAGAAUUAUGCAACAUCUCUCUUUUGGCUUCAGUACUCCCUCUCAUAUCCGCUUCUUUAUCAAAGAGCAGUUUGUUAAAUGAGGUCAAACUCUCCAAUAUUUGGAGAAACACUUUGACUUAUUGUCAUUUAUUAUCACACUAGGAAACUGUAAUAAUUAAAAGUUCCAUAAUAAAUGUAUGCAUUUUAGUGUGUUUUUAAGUCAUGUAAAUAUUUUGGUUAAUAAACAAGCUUUUAUUUGUUGUCAUAUAACUUUAUAUUUUCAUAGAGAUUUUUUUUCCCUCUUCGUAAAGAGCCUCUCCUGAUUUAAUUCACAUUCCAAGAACCAGAACAUGUUUGCAGUUAGUUUUUUGUGCAAACAUACUGUAUACUUCUCUCCUCACAUCUGAAUCUAAUUUUGUGACCAGUGUGCACUAAAGUUAUUUAAUCACUGAAUAGGUUUGCUUCAUCCAUUUUGGCAAGGUUGGCAGUUGUUCUACUUUGUAUCUUGCAUUGAACAUUUUUAUGAUUUUGUCCAUUUAUUAUAUCCAAUCAUUAUAUGAUAGUAUCAUAGGACAAAUAUCACGAUGAUACUGUCAUAUGAUGGUGUUAUAGUCUAAUAGUGCUAUUUAAUAAGUAAAUUGUAUUGCUUUACAUUAAAUAAAGUAUGGGUUUUGAUGUAG
Osmerus eperlanus (European smelt) is the source of this 6464-nucleotide messenger RNA. RefSeq names its product carbonic anhydrase XVI b (gene ca16b). Gene Ontology annotation, molecular function: protein binding; protein tyrosine phosphatase activity. The transcript is spliced from 29 exons. Gene Ontology annotation, biological process: protein dephosphorylation. The record is from RefSeq and is a predicted model, not a curated record. Lineage: Eukaryota; Metazoa; Chordata; Actinopteri; Osmeriformes; Osmeridae. The coding region runs from base 519 to 4718 and encodes 1399 amino acids.